GGGGAAUUUCGUCUCAAAUAAAAGGAAUGAAGUCUGGCUCCGGAGGAGGGUCCCCGACCUCGCUGUGGGGGCUCCUGUUUUUCUCCGCCGCGCUCUCGCUCUGGCCGACGAGUGGAGAAAUCUGUGGGCCGGGCAUCGACAUCCGCAACGACUAUCAGCAGCUGAAGCGUCUGGAGAACUGCACGGUGAUCGAGGGCUACCUCCACAUCCUGCUCAUCUCCAAGGCCGAGGACUACCGCAGCUACCGCUUCCCCAAGCUCACGGUCAUCACCGAGUACCUGCUGCUGUUCCGCGUGGCCGGCCUCGAGAGCCUCGGGGACCUCUUCCCGAACCUCACGGUCAUCCGCGGCUGGAAGCUCUUCUACAACUACGCCCUGGUCAUCUUUGAGAUGACCAAUCUCAAGGAUAUUGGGCUUUACAAUCUGAGGAACAUUACUCGGGGGGCCAUCAGGAUUGAGAAGAAUGCUGACCUCUGUUACCUCUCCACGGUGGACUGGUCCCUGAUCCUGGAUGCCGUGUCCAAUAACUACAUCGUGGGCAACAAACCCCCAAAGGAAUGCGGGGACCUGUGUCCGGGGACAAUGGAGGAGAAGCCCUUGUGCGAGAAGACAACCAUCAACAAUGAGUACAACUAUCGUUGCUGGACUACAAACCGUUGCCAGAAAAUGUGCCCGAGCGCGUGCGGGAAGCGGGCGUGCACCGAGAACAACGAGUGCUGUCACCCCGAGUGUCUGGGCAGCUGCAGUGCGCCCGACAACGACACGGCCUGCGUGGCGUGCAGGCAUUACUACUACGCGGGCGUCUGCGUGCCCACCUGCCCGCCCAACACCUACCGCUUCGAGGGCUGGCGCUGCGUGGAUCGCGACUUCUGCGCCAACAUCCCCAGCGCCGAGAGCAGCGACUCCGAGGGGUUCGUGAUCCACGACGGCGAGUGCAUGCAAGAGUGCCCCUCGGGGUUCAUCCGGAACGGCAGUCAGAGCAUGUACUGCAUCCCUUGUGAAGGUCCUUGCCCCAAGGUCUGUGAGGAAGAAAAGAAAACAAAAACCAUUGAUUCUGUUACCUCUGCUCAAAUGCUCCAAGGAUGCACCAUCUUCAAGGGCAAUUUGCUCAUUAAUAUUCGCCGAGGCAAUAACAUCGCCUCAGAACUGGAGAACUUCAUGGGGCUCAUCGAGGUGGUGACAGGCUACGUGAAGAUCCGCCAUUCUCACGCCUUGGUCUCCUUGUCCUUCCUAAAAAACCUUCGCCAGAUCUUAGGAGAGGAGCAGCUAGAAGGGAACUACUCCUUCUAUGUCCUGGACAACCAGAACUUGCAGCAGCUGUGGGACUGGGACCACCGCAACCUGACCAUCAAAGCUGGGAAAAUGUACUUUGCUUUCAAUCCCAAAUUGUGCGUCUCCGAGAUUUACCGCAUGGAGGAAGUGACAGGGACUAAGGGGCGCCAGAGCAAAGGGGACAUAAACACCAGGAACAACGGAGAGCGAGCUUCCUGUGAAAGUGAUGUCCUGCAUUUCACCUCUACGACCACGUGGAAGAAUCGCAUCAUCAUAACAUGGCACCGUUACCGGCCCCCCGACUACAGGGACCUCAUCAGCUUCACUGUCUACUACAAGGAAGCACCUUUUAAAAACGUCACGGAGUAUGAUGGGCAGGAUGCCUGUGGCUCCAACAGCUGGAACAUGGUGGAUGUGGACCUCCCUCCCAACAAGGACGUCGAGCCUGGCAUUCUACUGCAUGGACUGAAGCCCUGGACGCAGUAUGCUGUGUAUGUCAAGGCGGUGACCCUCACCAUGGUGGAGAACGACCACAUCCGUGGGGCCAAAAGUGAAAUCUUGUACAUUCGCACCAAUGCUUCAGUUCCUUCCAUUCCCCUGGACGUUCUUUCCGCGUCCAACUCCUCCUCUCAGCUCAUCGUGAAGUGGAACCCGCCCUCCCUGCCCAACGGCAACCUCAGUUACUACAUCGUGAGAUGGCAGCGGCAGCCUCAGGACAGCUACCUUUACAGGCAUAACUACUGCUCCAAAGACAAAAUCCCCAUCAGGAAGUAUGCCGACGGCACCAUCGACGUGGAAGAGGUGACGGAGAAUCCCAAGACCGAGGUGUGCGGCGGAGAGAAGGGGCCUUGCUGCGCCUGCCCCAAAACCGAGGCCGAGAAGCAGGCCGAGAAGGAGGAGGCUGAGUACCGCAAAGUCUUCGAGAACUUUCUGCACAACUCCAUCUUUGUGCCCAGACCUGAAAGGAAGCGGAGAGACGUCACACAAGUCACCAACACCACCAUGUCCAGCCGAAGCAGGAACACCACAGUGGCAGACACCUAUAAUAUCACAGACCCAGAAGAACUCGAGACAGAAUACCCUUUCUUUGAGAGCAGAGUGGAUAACAAGGAGAGAACUGUAAUCUCUAACCUCCGGCCUUUUACUUUGUACCGCAUUGACAUCCACAGCUGUAACCACGAGGCUGAGAAGCUGGGCUGCAGCGCCUCCAACUUUGUUUUUGCAAGAACCAUGCCUGCAGAAGGAGCAGAUGACAUUCCUGGGCCGGUGACCUGGGAGUCGAGGCCUGAAAACUCCAUCUUUCUAAAGUGGCCGGAACCUGAGAAUCCCAAUGGAUUGAUUCUAAUGUAUGAAAUAAAAUAUGGAUCACAGAUCGAGGAUCAGCGGGAAUGUGUAUCGAGACAGGAGUACAGGAAGUAUGGAGGUGCCAAGCUUAACCGGCUCAACCCCGGGAACUAUACGGCCCGGAUCCAGGCCACCUCUCUCUCUGGGAAUGGGUCCUGGACGGAUCCUGUGUUCUUCUACGUCCCAGCCAAAAUAACGUAUGAAAACUUCAUCCAUCUGAUCAUCGCUCUGCCCAUUGCUGUCCUGUUGAUAGUGGGAGGGCUGGUUAUAAUGCUGUAUGUCUUCCACAGGAAAAGAAAUAACAGCAGGCUGGGGAAUGGAGUGCUGUACGCUUCCGUGAACCCAGAGUACUUCAGCGCCGCCGACGUGUAUGUACCUGACGAGUGGGAAGUUGCUCGAGAGAAGAUCACCAUGAGCCGAGAGCUGGGGCAGGGCUCAUUUGGGAUGGUAUACGAAGGAGUUGCCAAAGGCGUGGUUAAAGAUGAGCCAGAAACCAGGGUGGCCAUUAAAACAGUGAAUGAGGCCGCGAGCAUGCGUGAAAGGAUUGAAUUUCUCAAUGAGGCUUCAGUGAUGAAGGAGUUCAAUUGUCACCACGUGGUGCGGUUGCUGGGCGUAGUGUCCCAGGGCCAGCCGACGCUGGUCAUCAUGGAACUGAUGACACGGGGGGAUCUCAAAAGCUAUCUCAGGUCUCUGAGGCCAGAAAUAGAGAAUAAUCCAGUCCUAGCACCUCCAAGCCUAAGCAAGAUGAUCCAGAUGGCUGGGGAGAUUGCAGAUGGCAUGGCAUACCUCAACGCCAACAAGUUUGUCCACAGAGACCUUGCUGCCCGGAACUGCAUGGUGGCCGAAGAUUUCACGGUCAAAAUCGGAGAUUUCGGUAUGACGAGAGACAUCUACGAGACAGACUACUACCGGAAAGGAGGAAAGGGGUUGCUGCCUGUGCGCUGGAUGUCCCCCGAGUCUCUCAAGGAUGGAGUCUUCACUACUCACUCCGACGUCUGGUCCUUCGGCGUCGUGCUCUGGGAGAUCGCCACGCUGGCCGAGCAGCCCUACCAGGGCUUGUCCAACGAGCAGGUCCUUCGCUUCGUUAUGGAGGGCGGCCUUCUGGACAAGCCGGACAACUGCCCCGACAUGCUGUUUGAGCUGAUGCGCAUGUGCUGGCAGUACAACCCCAAGAUGAGGCCUGCCUUCCUGGAGAUCAUCAGCAGCAUCAAGGACGAGAUGGAGCCUGGCUUCCGGGAGGUCUCCUUCUACUACAGCGAGGAGAACAAGCCGCCCGAGCCCGAGGAGCUGGACCUGGAGCCCGAAAACAUGGAGAGCGUCCCCCUGGACCCCUCCGCCUCCUCGUCCUCCCUGCCGCUGCCCGACAGACACUCAGGACACAAGGCCGAGAACGGCCCGGGCCCUGGCGUGCUGGUUCUCCGAGCCAGCUUCGAUGAGAGACAGCCUUACGCGCACAUGAACGGGGGACGCAAGAACGAGAGGGCCUUGCCCCUGCCCCAGUCUUCGACCUGCUGAUCCUUGGCUCCCGAUUCCCGUGCAGACAGUAACGUGUGUGCACGCUGGGUGGCGGGGGGUGGGGGGAGAGAGUCCGAACAAUCUAUCCACAGCCUCCUGUACCUCAGUGGAUCUUCAGGCCUGCCAAUGCUGCCCAUGGAAGACAGCUUGUCUGCAGUAAACACAUUUGGGGUGUUCCUUUUUCCAAUAUGCAAGCAGCUUUUUAUUUCCCUACCCAAACCCUUAACUGACACGGGCCUUUAAGAACCUUGAUGACAACACUUAAUAGCAACAGAACACUCGAGAAUCGGAUCUCCUCACGCUUUCCCCGUCACUUCUCUCAGACCUGUCUCCCUCCCUUCCUCCUCCCCUCCCUUCCUCCCUCCCUCUCUCCCUCUUCUCUCUCUCACCUUUCUCUUUCUUUCUGCUUCCUAAUGGAAAAACCUUUGCCCAAGCCCAGCUGGGACGCCCUUUUGAUCAGAGUGAGGAACUGGCUGGCCCUCCCUGUGGCCCCACAUUGCCCCCAUAAACACCUGCCUGUCACCGUAGGUCUUUAUAAAAACAACAAAAACAAAAACCACGUUGAGACGGAAUUUUUUUAACUAUCUUUCACCUUUUUAGGGACAUAGAAAUUGAAAAAGGGCCAUCACUCAUUCAAGGUUGUUACCAUUUUAAUGCUGCCAAAUUCUGCCAAAACCCUCAACUUCCUCCCUCCUGAUCCCGGCACUUUUUUCCUUGUUUCCAGAGGCAUGGGGCGAGCAUGGUAUCUAGUCCCGCCAUUUAAGAGCCACGCUGAGGAUGCACUCCAUCUGAUCACCCCUGGUGUUCUUUUCCAGCCUUACGUUCACACAGGUCUAGUUGCUUUUAAGUAGGUUAUUAUUUGGGGGAAGUGGACAGAAUGGGAUUUUUCUCUCAGUGGAGACUGGGAGAGGCUGAAUCCCCUCUUCCCCAGCCCCACCUGCUAGCCCCCAGGAAUUCUGGAGAAAACAGGCCCUGUCGAGAGCCCGGCAGACAGGCUUUGAGGAGCGGUCGUCCACGUGCCAGUCUCCUGUUCCCCCAGCUCGCCCCCCGCCCCCGCUCCCGGCUCCCCAGGACACAGAUGGGAAGGGGUUUCCAGGGACUCAGCCCAACUGUUUAUGCAGGUUUGCAAGGAAAGAAAUUCAAACACCACCACAACAGUAAGAAGAAAAGCAGUAAAUGGAUUCAAGCAUCCUAAGCUUUGUUGACAUUUUCUCUGUUACUAGGACUUCUUCAUGGGUCUUACAGUUCUAUGUUAGACCAUGAAACAUUUGCAUACACAUCGUCUUUAAUGUCACUUUUAUAACUUUUUUACGGUUCAGAUAUUCACCUAUACGUCUGUACAGAAAAAAAAAGCUGCUAUUUUUUUUGUCCUUUAUCUUUGUGGAUUUAAUCUAUGAAAACCUUCAGGUCUACCCUUCUUCCCUUUCUGCUCACUCCAAGAAACUUCUUAUGCUUUGUACUAGCGUGCGUGACUUUCUUCCUCUCUUCCCAGUAACUGAUACUUCUAUAACAUAAUUUGCCAUGAACUGUUUGAUGCCUUUUUAUAAAUACACCCUCCCCUCCCCGCUCCCCCUGCCCGUUAGUUACGUUCUAACCCGGAGGCUCUGUGGGCACGAGGCUGGCGAGGGCAGCAGGUGGGCACCCCUGGGGGGCAGGCCCUGGCAUGCCGGCACCCCACUCCUCAGCCUGCUCUCACACAGCGCUGGAGUCUGGCACAGUGCAAGACAUGAUACAAACUCAGGUCAGAAAAAAAGGUUAAAUAUUUCGCACAUCCUUGUUCAGUGUUUAUAGUCACCCUUGUUGGAAAGUCUCACCUCCUCUUUCCCUCACCUUGUUUUGGUUGUGACACACAUAUAUCUAUUUUUUUAAUUCUUGGGUACAACAGCAGUUUUAACUGCAGAAACUAGGCAUUUGGAUUACUAUUUUUUUUAACGGAUAUUUAAUCCUUCCAUCCCAUGAGAAACAGCUGCUGAGUCCCAGGGUGCAGCGGAGUGGGGUCCAGUGGGCCCCUCUGUGGCUCCCGCCACCACCCUCCAGACCGACCUACCUGUCUUUAGAACCCGAAAAUCCCCAGGCACCUCCUGGUGCUGGCGGGGAGGGGGCCGCAGGGGCAGCCUCUUCGGGGCAGCGGCAAGCCCCCCGCCAGGUCUGCCGGCCCGAGGGCCCCGGUCGGGGCGAGCACCGCUGCGGUGGCCGGGGAGCCCCGUACUCGCUCCCAGGGGACCAGAGCCCUGGCGCUGGCUCGCUUUUCCUUGGCCAGGAAUCCAAGUCCUCGGGGCCCGGGGGUCUUGUUUUGUUUAGUUUUUAGCACUUCUCACCAGAGUGAUGACAGCACACGAGUUGCUUCUGGGAUGGAAAUGUUUAAAUUAUGAGUAAGAACAAAGCUCAAAGAUGAUGAUUGCUAGUUGUGACUGGAGAUUAAAGACGAGAAAGCAAGUGCGUAGUGCUUUUCUGCUUGUCGGGAGCUUCAGUCCUACGAUUUUCUCAAGCCUCUGUCCCAUAGUUUUUUCCCUUAAAAAAAAAAAAAAUGAGAAAAAAGAAAAAAAUUAAGGUAUUAUAUGUAGGAGUUUUAAUUUAUUUUGUGAUACCAGUUUCAAUCACUGUAGAGAAGCCCCAUUAUGAAUUUAAAUACUGAGAAAAGGGUUUUGUGUGUGUGUGUGUGUGUCUGUGUGUGUGUGUGUGUAAGACAGGACAGUUUUUGGGUUUUUUU
Molecule: messenger RNA, 6840 nt
Organism: Neomonachus schauinslandi (Hawaiian monk seal)
Lineage: Eukaryota; Metazoa; Chordata; Mammalia; Carnivora; Phocidae
Gene: IGF1R
Product: insulin like growth factor 1 receptor
Exons: 22
Coding region: 27-4130 (1367 amino acids)
Biological process (GO): positive regulation of phosphatidylinositol 3-kinase/protein kinase B signal transduction; regulation of JNK cascade; glucose homeostasis
Cellular component (GO): axon; membrane; insulin receptor complex
Molecular function (GO): insulin receptor activity; insulin receptor substrate binding; phosphatidylinositol 3-kinase binding
Source: RefSeq, a predicted model, not a curated record